AUGGAGGCGAAGGCAGCAGAACUAUUGGCGGCCUUCAAGAACCCCAACCUGUCUGUUGAUUCAAAGAUCGCCUACCUCUCUAGUGUCAAAUCCGAUAUCAAACAGAAAAAUGUCCCCGAAGGAGCGAUUCGCCCCAUUUUUGAAACUUUGCGCCUCGCCAUCGGCUCCCAACACUACUCUGUUCUUGGGGCGGGGUUCUCCACACUUGGCCAUCUCCUGAAGCGCCUGGCAAUCCAAGAUCAGGAGCAAUGGAUUGUUCAUCAGGCGCAGAGCUUGUAUCCUACUCUUUUGGAGCGUCUCAAUGACCCAAAAGAACGUAUAAGAGCCCAGGCUGCAUCGAUAUUCACCGAACUGUGGCCAUUUGCAGGAAAUGAAGUCGAAUACCAUGUGCUAGAAGUUGCACUUGUUGGGAAAAAUCAUCGGGCGAAAGAAACGAGCAUGCUUUGGCUGGCAAAUAUGACGAAGCACCAUGGUUUGUUGUUCCGCCAAUAUGUCCCUUCCCUAGUUUCGUGCUUAGAGGACGCCGAUAGCGCCGUUCGAGAUACGGCUAAGUUGGUCGUGAUCGAUCUGUUCCGAACCGGCCCCGCAAGAGCGAAGUCGGACCUACAAAAGCAAAUGGCGGCACGCGGUGUGAGGAAAUCUAUCGCGAAUGCUAUCCUUUCUGGAAUUGGUUUAGGGUCUGUUGAACCCGACACUGCAUCCUCUACGCGCCCAAUCUCUCGCGCUGAACGCUCGAUUUCGGUGAUGUCCUCACGUUCACAUGCUAUGGAACAGACUGAUGAUGAGAUGGAGCCCGUGAAGCCCCGCCCAGCUUCUAGAGCUAACCGUGAGAGACCAAUAGCCUCAUCCGCACCUACAGAACCACCCAUUGUGAACCGACCCCGAACACCGGCCCCGGCACCAGCAUCCCAGGAACCAUUGCCAGAUGAUGAUGGUUUAGAACCGUUUGAUGUUGCCUCGGCAAGGGACGUUGAUGAUCUUGUGCGCGAUAUGCUACCCUGGUUCGAGGGAAGAGAAUCUGAGGACAAUUGGUCAAAGCGUGAAAAGAAUGUGAUUCUUUUCCGUAGACUAACUCGAGGCAAUGCGCCGCACGACUUCUCUCAGACCUAUAUCAAUGCAGUAAAGACACUCCUUGAUGGUAUCUUGAAGGUUGUCAACUCUUUACGAACCACAAUGUCUAGCAACGGCAGUCUCUUGAUCCAAGAUAUUGCCCGAACAUGUGGCCCUAAAAUUGACCCAAUGGUCGAGAUAAUCAUGCAGAACCUAUUGAAGCUUUGCUCGGCGCUGAAAAAGAUCGCCGCCCAGAACGGAAAUGCCACUGUCGAAGUCGUCAUUCGAAAUGUUUCAUUUAGCGUUCGCCUUCUGCAGCACGUUUCUUUCGCAACCCAGGAUAAAAAUGUUGCAGUGCGUCAGUUUGCUAUAGGCUGGCUAAAAGCUUUGAUUAUCCGCCAGGCGCAUCAUAAAAGCGCAGUUGAACAUGGCGGUGGCCUUGAUCUUGUCGAGAAGUCGAUUACGAAAGGAUUGGGAGAUGCCAACCCUGGUGUGCGCGAAGCAACAAGGAGUACCUUCUGGACGUUCUACAGCGUGUGGCCGGAGAGAGCCAAUAUGAUAGCGGACACCCUCGACCCCAAGUCACGAAACCUGCUGGAAAAGGAUCCAUCGAACCCCAACCCCCCUUCAAAAGGUGCACCUGCAUUGUCUGCAAAGAGCCCCGCCAAGAGUCGCUCCGCUCUACAAGAAGCUAUUGCUGCUCGGAAGAAGGCCCAGAUGCCUUCUCGACCCGAGUCGGCUCAGCCAACCUUUGCCGAGGCGAAGCCACCUGUUCCUACCUCCAAGUCAACCCGGAGUGUACCCACUGGGGCUCCUCUCUCGUCUCUAUCUUCUGCACCUAUGAGACCCGCCAUGAAGCCUCGACGACCGGAACUGAGUCGUCCUGCAACUGCAGACCCAUAUGCUCGUCGUCCUGAGUCACGAGCCCAGUCUAGUACCCAGUCUACGCGACAAGCGACAACUUCUCCCCGGGCUAUUAGAUCCACCAAGCCUUCAACACCUACAUCGAAGGCCCCUCUAACAGCACCUCGCACUCGCCCGCAUGAGUCAGCGCAAGCUGCUUCAGCGAAGGGCAGGCCGAAGAAACUCGAUUUAUCGAAGUCCAAGUCUCACAACGAUCUCAUGGCUGCCAGUCGCGCUCGCAGUGACUCGAACGAAAGUCUUAUCAACCAGCCAUCUGCAAGAAGUCCGCGUCACGGGAAUUACCUCUCCCCGUCCGAGGACCACCAUUCCUCAGCCCCUGUCUCGUUGGAAAGUCCUCCCCUUCAUGCAUCUCAACCUCUUCUGUACUCAGCACCGGAUGGCCCUCACGCGGAUUCGGUUCCUAUUGAAGACCCGGAACCAACGAUAGAAGAGCCAGAAGCAAUGAUACAGGAGGAACCUGUCGUUGCCGCCCCUCCACCUUUCAUCCCCGAACCCGAUCUUGCAAUGUCUCCCGCGCCUGUGUCUCCUGCUCGCCAGCAUAUAAAUCUGGCCUUUGGUGCUGGACCUGCAUCUGCUGUCAAACCCCAGCCUGAGUCAAUGGUAAUCUACGAAGAUCCUACUACGCCCACCGCGGAGAAACAUGAGGAUGUUGACUACGUCGCCUCGGUUGGAAAGAUUUCCCCUUCAAAAUCGUCCUCUAGCCGCCAUGAUCAACCUGAACAUAGUGAAGCAGAGGAUCACCCCAUUUCUGAGGACAUCCCAGCCUCGGUGGCUGCUUCGGCUAGGAAGCCUACACCUGAUUUGGCCCCCAAGCAGGACUCUAGUAUGAACUUUGAACUUCGAACUCCAUCUCCAACACGCCGGGCACCGCUGCAACCAAGCCCGUCACCAACGAGGGGUCGUGUCCAACCAGCGGCUUCUAAUGCCAUGGAUAUCGAGGCCCCGCUUCCCCAAGAGUCCCACAUGGGAACGAAUUUGAUCGAUGGCAACAACGAAAAUUCGACUCCUCUUCUGACCAAGACUGUAGACUUGCCUGCAGUCCCGCGGUCUGCAGCUAAGCCGACUGCCCUUGAAGAAGUGACUGCAAACGAACCUACACCGCGUUCGCCAGAGGUGAGGCAGAGAUUAGUCGAAUCAUUGUCUCAAUCAACACUAUCCCAGUCAACAAUGUCUGACGAUUCCACACGACGUACUCGAAAGUGGCUUGAUCGUCAACGCAGCCCUAGCCCACGUUCAAAGGACCCAGUUAAUGCCAGGGAGAUGAUCCAUAAAGGCCUAGCUCGCAUUCUCUCGAGAACCAUGGAGCCUUCGGGUUAUCGGAAGCUGCAGGGACUCAUCCAAUACCACGGCGAUGAGAUUGUGUCCCAAAGCGAGGACUACAAUUCGUUGCUGGAAGCUCUAUUCGAUGAACUGGAAGCGACGCCUUCCAACCGCAAGGAUCAUGACGUGAAGACCCAGGUUUUGGCCACUAUCCGUUCCAUGCUUCUACGGACCCGCGAGCAUUUCCACCCCUACGACACUCGCGCCAUGGCAGCUAUUAUUCGGGCCCGCCGACACUACGAGUCCACUUCCCACUUUGUUACUUGCCUGGAGGAAGUGGCAGAUAAACUUGUAUUUUUGACCUUGCCCGAGACUGCGAUUGUCGGUGUUCUGCAAGGAUUGGAUCUUGGAGCGGAAGCAGAGAAUGAUGAGACCUACAGGUCCACCAUUAUGGGCUUGAGUACCAUCCAGCAGUCGCUAUCGCGUCCUGGUGUUGAUAUCGACGAUGAGCUUCUGGCUCGAAUCGGUGCUGUCGUGAUGCAACAGCUCGGGCACCCUCGCCCUGGUGUCAGAAAGAAUGCCACUGAGCUCUGCACAUUCUUGAACAUCACCUUCGGGUCCGAGCGAGUGCAAAAAGUCACGCAGCCUCCCCGUGAAGGAUCACUUAACCUUCUGACCUACUUUAUGGCCCGACGGACUCAGUAA
Molecule: messenger RNA, 3939 nt
Organism: Penicillium griseofulvum
Lineage: Eukaryota; Fungi; Ascomycota; Eurotiomycetes; Eurotiales; Aspergillaceae
Exons: 4
Coding region: 1-3939 (1312 amino acids)
Biological process (GO): astral microtubule depolymerization; mitotic spindle assembly
Cellular component (GO): spindle microtubule; mitotic spindle; microtubule organizing center
Molecular function (GO): microtubule binding
Source: RefSeq, a predicted model, not a curated record